This is a messenger RNA of Chanos chanos (milkfish), 850 nucleotides long. RefSeq names its product glyoxalase domain containing 5 (gene glod5). The transcript is spliced from 4 exons. The record is from RefSeq and is a predicted model, not a curated record. The coding region runs from base 20 to 520 and encodes 166 amino acids. NCBI's taxonomy places the organism in Eukaryota, Metazoa, Chordata, Actinopteri, Gonorynchiformes, Chanidae.
GAGCUCCACUCUUCCUUGCAUGUCAAAAAUGGCAUUUCGAACCUGCACAGCUCUUGUCGCACGUCUUCAUACGAUCGGGGUCAAGACCGCCGUCUGCACUGGACCAGCUGCGGUCCGGUUUAAGAGUUCCUGCCCCGUUCAGAUAAGUCACCUGGACCACCUUGUCCUGACUGUGCGUAACAUGACGAAAACGAUAGAUUUCUACUCUUCUGUCCUGGGCAUGGAAGUCGUUACUUUCAAGGGAGGCCGUAAAGCCCUGAGUUUUGGGGAGCAGAAGUUCAAUUUACAUGAGGUUGGGAAGGAGUUUGAGCCCAAAGCCAGGACCCCCACCCCGGGCUCUGCAGACCUGUGCCUCAUCACGAAAACACCACUGACCACUGUCGCUGCCCAUCUGCAGGCAUGUGGAGUGACUGUGGAGGAGGGGCCUGUGAUGAGGACCGGAGCAGUCGGGCCAAUCACAUCACUUUAUUUCCGGGACCCUGAUAACAACUUAAUUGAAGUCUCCAAUUAUAAUGAAUAGACAGCAGAGGGCGCUCUUAGACUGUGUAAUACCAGAGAACAGAGUUUGUGCUUAUUUUACUGUUUUCCACUAGUACAGUUUUUAACACACAGUGUAUUAAAAGUGCAUUGUUAACCAACACUAUAUAAAGACUUUAAAAUGUUGCAGAUGUCUGUUACCCCACCUCACUGACCUGGGUCAGACACACACCCCUUUUUCACUCACGCUAUGACCAGAGUCCUCACAUUAGACCAGAUAAAAUCAGUUUGUUAUGCCAGGACCCAUUUACCUUCAGAAUGAAAAGCAUGCAAAGCACAGAGUUCUGUAUUUUGCAGUUCUCAUCAGAUUGUU